Messenger RNA from Ixodes scapularis (black-legged tick), 2019 nucleotides. RefSeq names its product charged multivesicular body protein 1a. Bases 126 to 722 code for a protein of 198 amino acids. Gene Ontology annotation, biological process: protein transport; endosome transport via multivesicular body sorting pathway; late endosome to vacuole transport. Gene Ontology annotation, cellular component: ESCRT III complex; multivesicular body. The transcript is spliced from 2 exons. NCBI's taxonomy places the organism in Eukaryota, Metazoa, Arthropoda, Arachnida, Ixodida, Ixodidae. The record is from RefSeq and is a predicted model, not a curated record.
AACUUUUAUGUUUCAACUCGAUCGUCGGUAAAGGCUGGCGCUGUUAUCGUGCUUAGCUGGGUCUCGGUGGACGCCAGCGGCCCAGCUUUCAAGGCCGACCUCCGUUCCAUUCCAACUGCACAGCCAUGGAUGACAUGAUAUUCCAGCUGAGGUUCAGCUGCAAGCAACUGGAGCGGCUCUCGAAGCGCGCCGAAAAAGAUGAGAAGAUCCAAAAGGCCAAGAUUAAGAAGGCCCUCCAGCAGGGCAACGUCGAAGGCGCCCGAAUCUACGCCGAGAACGCGAUACGCAAAAAGAACGAGGGCCUCAACUACCUGCGUAUGGCUUCCAAGGUAGACGCCGUUUCCUCCAAGAUCAAGAGCGCCAUGGCCAUGAAACAGGUCACCAAGAACAUGGCAGGCGUGGUCAAGGCACUCGACAAGGCCAUCAACUCGAUGGACCUACAGAAGGUGUCUGCAGUCAUGGAGAAGUUUGAGCAGCAGUUCGAGGAUCUGGACGUGAGGACGGCCGUUUUGGACGAUGCCAUGGGCACGGCGACGACCACCACGACCCCAAUGGCCCAAGUUGACCAGCUCAUUCAGCAGGUAGCCGAAGAGAGCGGGCUGGAGAUGAUCGACGAGGUGAACAAGGCGGAACUGGCACCGUCGGACUCGAUCGCCACGACGGGAAGACCGCAGGCCGAGGAAGACGCCCUCACCAAGCGGUUGGCGGCUUUGAGGGAGUGACAGGCGUUUUACGUUGGUAACUUGUUUAUAUUUUAAUGCACGGGAAAUGUUGGGACACUACAGUCUCCGUAGCUUGCGGUUGGCGCGCUGCACUGUGCUGACAGCUGCUGAGUUUCAAACACAAAGAAAAAUCCGUUUGGGUUGGAAUGAUCGAGUCUCGGUAGAAGGUCUGCCAGUACUGCCAAUGAUCGAGCUUUCGUCGGUGCUAACCAUGUAGCUUUAGGCUGACCAACAAGCUUCUUUGGAAGUUAGCGGAACAGGCACCUGUUUGCUUUUUCCGAGCACAAAAGCUAUAGUAUUCUUUUUUUUUCUUUUUUUUUUUUUUUUUCAAAUCCACUGCUGUUGUUUUUCAGAAAGUGAUCUUCAGUAGAACCCGCUUGAAUGCUUUGCUCUCCUGUGCUGGACUUGCGAUAGUUUCUUUUAUUUUCCAGGGUCUGGGCCAUGGAGUUUGCUCAGUGUUGGGAUGUCCCCGUGAUCUUAGCACGGUGCCUGUGGGGGUAGAUAUGGCAACAGUGACAUUUCUUGGUUCGUUCUGUGUUUAUUUGAACAAAUUGUUUUUAUUUUCAGAACCGUUUGCACAGUGGCAUUACGAGAGUUUGGCAUUGUGUAGCAAUGCAUAGAGGACGUUGUUACAUAUAAGCAGCAGGUUAAGUUUACUAUAUAGCUUAUUUGCUCUGAUGUCAAUUUGAUGUGCCCUCUUGUCCACAACUUUAGUUUCACCUUCAUCGGGCAGUAGUUUGUACAAAAAAUAUUAAUUUGCACAUGUUUCUUUUUUUCUUUUUUAACAUGUUUGAGGGCAUUACUGCUGGUUGUCACAUGAAAAGCAAAUUGACCGACCCCACUAUACUCCAUUUCACCUUAUGUUGUACCGCAGCGAAGGCUAGAAGCGAGAGCUCAUAGCGUUGGCAGCUGCCCUUGGUGCACGAGAGCUUGUGCCGCCGAGAUGUGCCCUAGAGCAAGGAGCUGGCGCUUGUAGCCUUUCCUGCGGUCCGACACAAGGUGAAACAGAGUAUAGUAAGGAGCAAAGUCUGAGUCACAAGUGCAAGCAUGUUGCUUUGAACAGUUCUUGCAGCAUGUGCAUACAGUAGGCGAGCAUGUUGCUUUGAUCAGUGCUUGCAGUGUGUGCACACGGUAGGCACGCUCAACAAGCAAUGCCCAGUCUUGUGUUUUUAUUGGCUUUGCUAGCACUUGCAUUGAAAGGGGAGAAUUGUUUGUUGUAGAAGCUGUAUGCACACAUCCAUUUGGGUUAAUGGGGCCGAGGAAGAGUGUACAAAGUAUAAUUAAAUAUUAUAAUGAA